AUGGAUGGCAGUGGAAUAGAGUCAUUGUGGGAGACUGUCUACGUGAAACACUACUACUGCCGGUCCGGGUCUGUGUACGAGCAAUACGCAAUAGCUGGCCAGCAGAAGAAACUCGUGUACGUCUACCGGCUUCGUCUUCUCAACACUUCAGUUAAAAGGAAGCGCUUACACAACUAUGAUGAUGAAGUUAGAGGUUUAUUCUCUGAUUUUAAAGCUUUAUUCGAUAAAGUGGUUUAUGAUGAUCCUGGUUCUGAUUAUGACGAAACUGAAGCAUGCUCUAUGCAAGAUGAAAUUUUGGACUUGUACAUUUCUCUGAUCAGUGACUUGAAAAUAGUGUUACCUGCUAAAACUAAAGAAGUAACACCUCCCACCCAACCAUCUCUACGACUGCCCAAAUUUGAGUUGCCCAAAUUCAGCGGUAACUACGAAGAAUGGGUUAGCUACUACAAUAUUUUUGAGGCGUCUAUUAAUAGGAAUGAAACUUUGGCCCCUGUGAUUCAGGUGUUUUCCAAAGAUGGUCAGCAAACUGUACUCCGUGCUGUGCUCGACUCUGCAUCUCAACUUACAUUGAUAUCUGAAAGAGCUGUUCAGCUCAUCAGUGCCUCCCGUACUCGAGCACAUGAUGAAAUCCAAGGAAUUUCUGGCUCACUAAUUCAUUCUAGAGGAAUAGUGCACAUUGAUAUAUCUGCAGUUAAUGGUCAACGCUUAGCCUACCAUCAUCCAUGCUUGGUUUUGAAUCGUAUCACUUCACCACUGCCUCAGAUCCCAGUCUCACCUCAAGUGAAGGGAUCUUUAAAUGAUUUUGUUCUUGCAGACCCCUGUUUUGACAAACCUGGAGAAAUUGAUCUAUUGAUCGGAGCUGAUUUAUUCGCUCUCUCACUGACUGGUGAGCAGCACUUCUUAGGCCAUAACCUGCCCCAAGUUUUAGGAACUAUAUUCAGAUUUGUUGUAAUGGGCAUAGCUCCUGUUGCUACAUCUGAGUUAUCAAUCCCAAAAACUGUUUCUUUUCUCACUACACAUGAUGGAGACCUUCACAGUUCACUUCAAAGGUUUUGGUCAAUCGAAGAACCCCCGACAUGUGUCAAGACUCAGUCAGAAGAAGAUGUUCUCUGCUUACAGCAUUUUGAAAGAACCCAUACACGUGAUAACUCUGGUCGAUAUGUUGUUAAGUUACCGAAAAGACCAAAUCAUCCACUAUUAGGUGAAUCUUGUAGUACAGCUCAACUUAGACUUAAAGCGAUGGAAAGAAAAUUUGCUGCUCAGCCCGAAUUCAAAGAUUUAUACUCCGAAUUUAUGGAUGACUACAUCAAAUCAGGUCACAUGAGUGCAUGUGAGCAACCCCUUUCUGGUGAAUGUUACUAUUUACCCCAUCAUGGAGUAUUUAAGGAGAAUCCCCCUAAUUCCAAAAUACGAGUCGUAUUUGAUGGUAGUUCCAAAACAAAUAAUGGCGUCUCCCUAAACGAUAUCCUCAUGCCUGGCCCUAAGUUGCAGAAUGAUAUUAGUGAUGUCUUGCUGUACUUUAGGUGUCACAAGUUUUUGUUCACUUGUGAUAUACGACAGAUGUAUCGCCAGAUUCUGGUGGCUGAAGAUGACAAGAAAUAUCAGUUAAUCUUUUGGCGAUCCAACCCUGAUGAAUACCUUCAAGUCUUAAAGCUAAAUACCGUCACCUACGGUCUCAACUGUUCCCCGUUCAUUGCGAUCAGAACAUUACAACAAUUGGUCAAAGAUGAGGGUCACUCAUACCCCAAGGCGUCUGAGAUUCUAACUAAAUCAAUAUUUUAUGACGACAUCAUCGCUGGAGCAGAAAGUCUUGAUGAAGCUUUGUCUGCACAGAAUGAACUCAAGAACUUGCUCGCUAGAGGAGGUUUUGAACUCCGAAAAUGGAUUAGCAACGCACCCCAACUAUUGGACCAAGUCCCAAUUGAACACAAAGAGACUCCAGUGGAGUUAACUGAAAAUAGUGAAGCCUUCUUCAGUGUCCUAGGUCUAAAAUGGACUCCAGAGUCUGACAUGCUUUCUUACAAGGUUAAGGAUGUUGAAAUAAGUGCUAUACUUACAAAGAGAAGACUAUUAUCUACAAUCGCUAAACUGUACGAUUUACCAGGAUUUCUUACACCCGUAAUUUUCUGGGCAAAAACACUUAUUCAGUAUCUCUGGACAACAGGGCUAACUUGGGAUGAACCUGUUCCAAAUGAUGUUAGAACCAAGUGGCAUUCAUUCUUAGAAGAACUCCCAAUAAUUCAAGAAUUAAGAAUUCCACGCUACAUUUCUACUUCUCUGCAUACGGCUGUGCAACUCCACGGCUUCAGCGAUGCUUCAGAGAAAGGCUACGCUGCUGUUGUCUACCUUCGUGUCACUGACUCUCAAGAGAAUACAAGGCUCUAUCUCAUCGUCUCUAAAUCAAAAGUCGCUCCUUUGAAAAGAAUUUCUCUGCCACGGCUUGAACUUUGUGGCGCUCACUUACUGGGAAAACUUCUUCAAUAUUCUUCAAACAUACUCUCUGCUCAUAUGAAGAUUGAAUCAAUCUAUGCUUGGUGUGACUCCACAAUUGUCCUAACCUGGAUAUGUACUCUUCCAUACCGCUUGAAAGUCUUCAUUGCCAAUCGUAUUUCAGAACUCCAAGAAUUGGUCUCUCCUCACUCAUGGAAUUAUGUCAAAUCUCAAGACAACCCGGCAGAUUGCGCCACUCGUGGUCUUUCACCCUCUUAA
Messenger RNA from Macrosteles quadrilineatus (aster leafhopper), 2709 nucleotides. RefSeq lists its product as uncharacterized. The record is from RefSeq and is a predicted model, not a curated record. The transcript is spliced from 4 exons. NCBI's taxonomy places the organism in Eukaryota, Metazoa, Arthropoda, Insecta, Hemiptera, Cicadellidae. Bases 1 to 2709 code for a protein of 902 amino acids.